UGAAGGCGUCAGCAGCGCGGCGGCUGUCAGCGGUGGAUGAGGACGGAGAUUAUCCUCCUUUACUGCGACUCAGUGUUAACACGGAUCCACACAGGCAGGAGGUGUUUAGUGACACAAAAUGGGAAACGCCGACACCAAACUUCACUUCAGGAAGGCGGUGAUCCAGCUCACGACCAAAACUCAGCCCGUAGAGGCCACAGACGAUGCCUUCUGGGAUCAGUUCUGGGUUGACUCCUCCACCACCAUCCAGGACGUCUUCGCUCUGGUGCCGGCGGCUGAGAUCCGAGCCGUCAGAGAGGAGUCUCCGUCCAACCUGGCAACCCUCUGCUACAAGGCGGUGGAGAGGUUGGUCCAGGCCGCAGACUCCGGCUGCCCCUCAGAGAAACAGCGGCAGAUCGUCCUGAACUGCGUCCGCCUGCUCACCCGCAUCCUGCCCUACAUAUUCGAGGACGCCGACUGGAGGGGCUUCUUCUGGUCCACGGUGCCCGGCGCCGGCAGAGCGGGGCGCCUGGAUGAAGACGACGGUGAGGACGAGGCGCGGCCGCUGGCUGAGUCUCUGCUGCUGGCCAUCGCCGACCUGCUCUUCUGUCCAGAUUUCACCACUCAGAGUCACAAGAAGAGCAGCGCGGAUGCAGCUGAGGACAUUCAGUCCAUCGACAGCUGUGAGUACAUCUGGGAGGCCGGGGUGGGCUUCGCUCAGACUCCACCUCUAAACUACGUCCACGACAUCAACAGGACGGAGCUGCUGAAGCUGCUCCUCACCUGUUUCUCUGAAGCCAUGUAUCUCCCUCCAUCCUCCGAGAGAAAAAACCUCAACCCCUGGGUCUCCUUCUUCUGCUCCACAGAGAACAGACACGCCCUGCCGCUCUUCACCUCCCUGCUCAACGUGGUGUGUGCGUACGACCCCGUCGGCUACGGCUUCCCGUACAACCACCUGCUGUUCUCCGACCAGCGGGGGCUGCUGGUGGAGCAGGCGGUCCAGAUCCUCAUCGUCACCCUGGAGCAAGAGACCGGGUCGGCUGCCGGCUUCGCCCUGCAGGCCCUGAACGGGUCUGCAUCUCCGUCAGCUGAGGAGGAGCAGGAGUCAGCGGGACCUGAAAACCUCUUUGUGAAUUAUCUCUCCAGGAUCCACAGAGAAGAGGACUUGAGCUUCAUCCUCAAAGGUCUGGCUCGGCUGCUCAACAACCCUCUGGUCCAGACGUACCUGCCUCACUCCACCAAGAAGAUCCAGUUCCACCAGGAGCUGCUGAUCCUCUUCUGGAAGUUCUGUGACUUCAACAAGAAAUUCCUCUUCUUUGUGCUGAAGAGCAGUGAUGUGUUGGACAUGCUGGUUCCCAUCCUCUUCUACCUGAACGAUGCCCGAGCAGACCAGUCUCGUGUCGGCCUCAUGCACAUCGGCGUGUUCAUCCUGCUGCUGCUGAGCGGAGAGAGAAACUUCGGUGUCCGUCUGAACAAACCGUUCAUCCUGCGCAUCCCGAUGGACAUUCCUGUUUUCACAGGAACCCACGCCGACCUGCUCAUCGUGAUCUUCCACAAGAUCAUCACCAGUGGACACCAGCGCCUCCACCCUCUGUUCGACUGCCUGCUCACAGUCAUAGUGAACAUUUCUCCGUAUCUGAAGAGUCUGUCCAUGGUGGCAGCGAACAAGCUGCUCCACCUCCUGGAGGCCUUCUCCACCCCCUGGUUCCUCUUCUCCUCACCCCAGAACCACCACCUGGUCUUCUUCCUGCUGGAGGUCUUCAACAACAUCAUCCAGUAUCAGUUUGAUGGGAACUGCAACCUCGUGUACGCCAUCAUCCGGAAGAGGAACGUUUUCCACCAGCUGGCCAACCUGCCGUCCGACAUGGCGUCUAUCCAGAAGGCCCUGCAGAGGAAGAAGAAGUCUGGGAUCUCCAGAACGAACUCCAUAGAGACAGUGUCCAUGGAGGGCUCCAGACCGGCUGUACCUGCCGAGCCGGGCACGCUCAAAGCCAGCCUAGAGGCCACUCCAGCGCUCCAAGUUGAGUUUGAAAACGUGACAGAAGUAAGAGAUAUUAAAAAUGCAUCCACCGGAGGGGCUUCUGAGCCUGACAGCCGCCUGGUCGCUACUGCACAUGUGCAACUCUCAGCAGAGAUGAGAAAGAAGCGAGAGGUCUCACUGGUUACUGCUGCCAUCAUCAGCUCUGGCAUCGAUAAGAUAACAGAGAAGGCUCAGGUGAGUGAGGACGGCACCAUGGUCGCCGUGCCACACUCGGACUCUCCACAGGCAGCAGCUGACUGCGGCGCUGCAGCCGGAGGCAGCGACACGGAGUCCAACUCAGAGAGAGACCACGAGGUGUAUCAGGCGGAGUCGGAGGCGACGAGGAGUCGACUGUCCAGCGUGUCGUCAUCAGCAGCCUGGAGCCCAAACACAGACUGGGUGUUGUCAUGGAAAGUGAAGCUUCCUCUUCAGACCAUCAUGCGGCUCUUACAGGUUCUGGUCCCUCAGGUGGAGAAGAUCUGCAUCGACAAGGGUUUGACAGACGAGUCAGAAAUCCUCAAGUUCCUUCAGCACGGCACGCUGGUCGGCCUCCUGCCCGUCCCCCAUCCCAUCCUCAUCCGGAAGUACCAGGCCAACGCCGGCACGGCCAUGUGGUUCCGUACCUACAUGUGGGGAGUCAUCUACCUACGCAACGUUGAUCCUCCGAUCUGGUACGACACGGACAUCAGGCUCUUUGAGAUCCAGAGGAUUUAAAGCAGCUGUUUUUCUUGACACACUCCCUGACAGAGAAGAUCCGGUUCACCUCCCUCACACCUGAGCUGCGACCAGAGGAAGAGACGAUCAUCAGUCUUCCUGCCAACCAUCAGGAUCCAGACCAAAACGCGUCAAAACGUCUUGUCGGAGUAGAAAGAAAUGCCAAAUUGUCAUUAUAUGUGAAAAUAGAUCUGACAUUAAUUGAAUAUUAAUGUAAUCACUCUGCCAAAAUAUAAUUAGUAGUUGGAAGGGAAGAACACACUCGACACUUUCUGUUUGUCUUUUAAACUCUUCGCCAAAUAUGAACUCCUGGAUACAACAGACAGCAGACUGAAGGAAACUGUUGUGCUGAAGCCUUUCACACCGAGCUGAAAGGGAACCGAAACUGUCCUGCAAAUGUAAAUACAGUGUGUUGUAUGCUGAAUUAAAAACCUAUUCACAUCGGUUUGAGCUCAGAGGAAGU
Molecule: messenger RNA, 3176 nt
Organism: Acanthopagrus latus (yellowfin seabream)
Lineage: Eukaryota; Metazoa; Chordata; Actinopteri; Spariformes; Sparidae
Gene: hid1b
Product: HID1 domain containing b
Exons: 20
Coding region: 119-2713 (864 amino acids)
Cellular component (GO): Golgi trans cisterna; membrane; Golgi medial cisterna
Source: RefSeq, a predicted model, not a curated record